GGAAGUUCAACAUCCUGCUCUGCCGUGAACGAGCGAACGCUUUGCCGCCCGCCAGGUUUGAUCCAGGAACCGGGAUCCUGUACCGAUGAAGUCAUCCCACUUGUUCCUACUUCCAAAUUGCGUGUUCAGUUAGUGUCAGCGAACCCGCUGCGAGCAUUUUGUGUCUUAUCGGAGCGUCGCUCGCUAGCAUGUAUCAAAGUCUGAGCGCCGUGCACAGCACUGUGGCCAGUCUGACGGAGUGUCAGGCCGACCUCGCCACGGGAAUGGACAUCGUCACCUCCGUGGCUUUGGACUUGAUAGAGGACCAGGAUGGAGGACGGGGAAACUCUGGCAUCGGCGAGAUGGAGAAUCUCAUGUUGGAAUGUGCCAAGCUGGACCGAGAAAUCGACUGCUUUGUUGACACUGUGCAACGAGUCACAGCGGAGGUGACUGCACAACAACAAGAUGCCUUGUCUAGCAUCUCGUCCAGAGUGAAGGAGAAGUUCACAGAAACAAUUCGUUGCCUAUCUGACGCAGACCUGCAGACUCACCAGAAAAUAAUUGCAUUCAAGGAAAGCAUCCAGAGCUCGAGCUCUCACACCCAAGUCAGCCAAGAGUCAAGGAACACGGAGGAGCUCGAUGAGGACCUGGCUAUAACGCAGACCCAAGUCAACUUCACCUGCCCUCUCACCCAGGAAGACAUGAUCAACCCUGUGAAGAAUAAGAAGUGUAACCAUCACUACGAGGAGAAACCUAUCAAAAUCCUCAUUGGAACGAGACGUCAUCAAAAGAAAAAGUGCCGUUGUCCUGUGGUGGGUUGCGGAAACAAAGACGUCAACGAGUCAGACUUGGUUCCUGACCACACGCUGAAGAGACAGAUCACAGACCAGAAGAGAAAGAACAUCAGCAAAUAAAAUAAAAAACCUCCACACUUGAAUUGGCAACAUUGACCACAUAGCUAUGUGUGUUUGUUAUUUUCUUCUUUGACAAGUUGCUCGUAUAUUUGACAUUGUUCUGACCAGAAAUGCACCAAUGUUUGUGUUUGGGGUCAUUUGUUUUGUUCAAGUGACUUUUUAUUCCUGCAAUACCUUUUAUUUAUGUGAUUGAAUUGUAAUAAAAGUUCACACUUUUUGCAUUC
This is a messenger RNA of Syngnathus acus (greater pipefish), 1117 nucleotides long. RefSeq names its product NSE2 (MMS21) homolog, SMC5-SMC6 complex SUMO ligase (gene nsmce2). Gene Ontology annotation, cellular component: nucleus; Smc5-Smc6 complex. Gene Ontology annotation, molecular function: SUMO ligase activity; zinc ion binding. NCBI's taxonomy places the organism in Eukaryota, Metazoa, Chordata, Actinopteri, Syngnathiformes, Syngnathidae. Bases 189 to 893 code for a protein of 234 amino acids. Gene Ontology annotation, biological process: double-strand break repair via homologous recombination; protein sumoylation. The transcript has 6 exons. The record is from RefSeq and is a predicted model, not a curated record.